This is a messenger RNA of Chara braunii, 4291 nucleotides long. Lineage: Eukaryota; Viridiplantae; Streptophyta; Charophyceae; Charales; Characeae. The record is from the annotation of a GenBank genome assembly.
CAACGCUUGUAGAGCUUAAAGAACAAAGCAGAGCCCAUGGUAUUAAGGUCAUCGAUAUCGUUGUGCCGCUCUCUCUCGACGACAACGAAGCAGAAGGAGAAGAAGAUGAAGAAGAUGGAGAUGAUGGAGAAGAAGGAUCUUCGGACCGACCGCCUCCCUUUCUCAAGUCUAUUAAUAGCGAUCGCGAUCGCGAUCGCCAUCGUGGGGGUCCUAAGCAGCCACGUCUCUUGUCUGGCCUUGGAAAAAAUUUCGAGGGACGAAAUCCUGGAGCUCCGAGAAGAGGUGCGGGAAAUGUUUUAUCACGCAUACAAUGGGUACAUGGACCAUGCGUUUCCCCUGGACGAGCUCCGACCGCUCAGUUGCAAGGGAGAAGACACACUUGGUGGAUACUCCCUUACUAUUAUCGAUGCGAUGGACACCCUGGCCUUGUUGGGAAACAAAUCCGAAUUCGCGAAAGCUGUACGGUGGGCUUCUGCGAAUUUGAAUUUUGAUAGGGAUAUCACAGUUUCUGUCUUCGAAACAAAUAUAAGAGUUUUGGGUGGUCUCCUUUCGGCCCACUUGCUUGCCUCAGACCCAGCAACGGGAAUGCAAGUGGAGGGUUACAAGGACGAGUUGCUGCAUUUGGCGGAAGAUUUGGGCUCCAGGAUGUUGCCUGCGUUUGACACACCAACGGGUAUACCUUACGGGUCAGUGAAUCUGCGGAAGGGAGUUCAUGCAGAUGAAACAAAGGUCACUUCAACAGCUGGUGGGGGUACCUUGGCCCUGGAGUUUGGAAUGCUCAGCCGAUUGACUGGAAACCCAGUAUUUGAAGAAGCUGCGAAGAAUGCAGUUCGGGGGUUGUGGGCGCAGCGUUCCUCUCUCGGUUUGGUUGGUGGGCAUAUCAACGUCUUCACAGGGGAAUGGACACACAAGGAUGCUGGAAUCGGCACUAGCAUUGACUCGUUCUACGAGUAUCUUCUCAAGGCCCACUUGCUGCUGGGAGAUGACGAGUACCUGCACAUGUUCAAUCAGGCAUACAAGGCAGCCAUGCGCUUUCUGCAUCAGGACCCUUGGUAUGUUGAAGUCAACAUGAACAGUGCCCUCUUAGUCUGGCCGUUGUUUAACAGCCUCCAAGCAUUCUGGCCUGGUCUCCAGGUACUCGUUGGAGACCUCGAGCCUGCAGUGAGGACACAUAAGGCAUUCUACGGAGUCUGGCGCAAGUUCGGAUUUACACCCGAAGGCUACAAUCUUGGGAGAGGUGCUGUGCAGCCGGGACAGCGAAGUUAUCCCCUCAGACCGGAGCUGGCGGAGAGUACGUAUUGGCUUUACAGAGCAACGAACGAUCAACUGUACCUCCACGUUGGUAGGGACAUGGUGGCCAGCCUUCAGAACUUGGCGAGGUGUAACUGUGGAUUUUGCCACAUUGCGAACGUUGAAACACACGAGCAAGAUGACCACAUGGAAAGCUUCUUCUUGAGUGAGACGGUCAAAUAUUUGUGGCUUCUGUUUGACUCUGCGGUUGGUGGCAAUGACUUUGUGGCGAAUGGUCCUCACCCGUACAUAUUUACAACAGAGGGGCAUCUGUUUCCGAUCAGGCCGGAGUAUUCCCUGCGGUCCGAACACUGUACUUACCCAGGGAGCCCUUGCAAGGUUGGUCUGAAAGGUCAGGCAGCGAAGAAAGCGACCGAAGGGCAGCAUCUGGACCACGAUGUAGGCCGCACUGGUAAAGGAUCUUGGUCAGCGGCGAGCAGACAAGAUGACAGCCAAGCCAAAGAACAAGAGGAAUGGGAAGUCGCCAGGAGCCGGGGUCGUCAGGCAGCUCAGUCGUUAGCUGGACUCUGUCCGAAGCCCUCAUUUUGGAGGAAGAUAGCCCUUCAAGGGCCCACCGAUGGCGCGGCGUUGAUGAAUACGCUGUCACAGAGGCAGUCUGAUCGUGCAGAUGCGAGGAUCAUAAGGCUAAUAAAUAUGGUUACGUCGAAGGUUGCACAGGAAGGUGGGGACAGCCGGGGGGUAGCAGCUGGCGGCAGGAGUGAAGGAGAUGUGAAUGUGAAAGAUUGCGGCGGUGCUCCGUGCAAGAAAGGAGCGAAACGCCGGAAAGGUCCUCUCAGAGUGAAGAUUGUCGAGCCGGAGAAGGUUUUCGGUGGGGCCAGCGCCGCUGUUAUUCAAUUGGUGGUCAAGGAGGAGCAGCGGGAUGCCAAGAAUGAAACGAAAGCUGAUAGUGAGGGGAGCAGUUGGUCUUGCUUUCUCAUGUCGAUCGCUCUUCCAGGGUUGAUAUGGAUGUUCCUCGGCCGAAGCAAGAAGGGUGAAAAAGAGGAGGAACACGCGUUGACGAUCAAAGGAAGCAGAGUGGCACCUGAGCUCUUGUACUUGACCACAGUGCAUGAAGGCGAUGAGGAAAACACGGAAGAAGGAAGCACCGAGGAAGGGAGUGGAGAAGAAAGUACCACGACCACAGAGGAGGGGAGCACAGAGGAGGAGAGCACGUGUGGGUCAAGCGCUCACAGCAGCCGGGAAGCUAUGGUGACGGAGAAGCAAAAGGCCAUUGUGGUAGGUGAACGCAAACCAGUGGAAAUGGAAAAUGAGGAAAACCGGCAAGAAAUGGAGAGUUUGGAUCCCCCGAUCAGGCUAGAAUUAGUGGAAAACAUGGAAGAAGAGCUGAGGAAAGAGGAGGGGAAAGAGGAGGAUGAGGAGAAGGAGGAUGUGCGCGAGGUAGCGGUUGUGAGUAACGGAGACGUGAAGGUGGUAAACGUCAAACUGGUGUCGAAGUCUCUUGUAUUAUCCCCGGCGGCAUUCCCGAGCCAGAGCGGUAAAAUAAUGGACACUGUUUUGAGGGAGGAGGACGAGGUAAAGAACCGGAUCCAAAAUGGCGGCGACUUUCUCAGCACGGGUGCGUGCCAGGGCGGAUACUCGACUUCCGGAGGGGAAGAGGUGUGCCAGAAGAAGGAGCUGCAGGAUCGGAUCGCACUGGAGGAUCAGUUGGCCAGUGCGAUGACAUUGCAAGCGCUAUCGAAGCAACAGAUGCAGAGCGGCAAUCAUGUUGGAAAGGAGAGAGACGAUGAUUCCUUUGUGAAAGUCGGAAGAGGAGCAUCACCAAGGGUCAUACCUGGCCACCCAGAUUCAGGAUCUGAGGAGGACAGAAGAGCUGCUGAAGAUGAAGGAGGAAGGACCAUACGUAGGGAUGGAUCGGGAUCGGGAAGCCAGGUCAUUGAUGUGGGUGUUGUGGAAGGCAGCCCUGCAGUCCCAACGGCAAGCGUCGGCGAUAAAACGGCCCCUGUCGUGGAGCCGAAGUCUGCAGGUGACAUGCACUGUGAUGCAGAGGCAGAGAAAAAUCGUUCGUGGUGGGGACGCGGUCGUUCAAGAGAUUUCAUGAGGAGACUGAAAUGGUUCCGAAGAGACUCUGUGACGGAGAUUGAGUGGGAAGAGGACUCAGGAAGAAAGUGGAAGGGCGAGGAAUCGGGCUCAUGGUUUGGAUGGGCACUCAGAGGAAAGGCGGGCACAAGUGAGACGGGUCCAAGGAUGACUCGCCGCCUCAGCUCGAAGCUCUGGUCGCGCAUUUUUGGAGCGCAGAAGGCAGAAAGUGAGGAAACGUACCCCGAGACCGAGAGCGAUGUCGGUCGUGGGUGGGUUCGCGGCAAGGUAGCAAGGCUGUGGUCAGUUAUACGGCGGGACAAGGCCAGACAGGCGCGACUCACCUGGAACGACAGCAAAGAGGUGCCGGAGAGCGGCGAGCUGGAAAGCCGCUCAGACCCCAAAGGGAGACAGCCCCACACAACGGGCAAGGUUGGCGAUGACGAGGGGAAGGAGUCGGAGCAGUUUGGGGAUGCCCAUGGGAAGAAUGGGUUGUGGCAGUUUGGCAAGAAGAGUUCAAAGAAGAAAGUCGAUGUGGUCGGAAUAGAGGGUCCAUGGGGUGUUGAUGGGGGUGUUGCUGGGUGUGGAGGUUUCAUGUGCAUGCCUGUCAGGACAAGGAAGGGCUCUCGGCAGCUGGAUUUUCGAGGCUGAGCACGAAUUCUAGGCUUGCGCGAUUCUGCUGCUAGACUUUAGGAAACCAGACAAGUGAGUAGUUGGCAGUGUGUGUGUGUGUGUGAUCCCAGCAGGUGUGUAGACGACGAGCUAUCGCUUUUGCCACGGGUGUGACAAACCCCUCCUCACCUGAAAGCCUAGUUCUGCCCUUACAGCGACCUCAGGAGACAGCAAACUGAGUAGCAGUCACAUAAGAGGAGGUGGCUUUUGUUCCUUCCUCCCUCAUCAACUUCCACUGUCUUUCUGCCAAAGGGCUAUGCUUGGGACUGUCCAAUCAAAAGCCCCCUUUAUG